Messenger RNA from Emiliania huxleyi CCMP1516, 3009 nucleotides. RefSeq lists its product as hypothetical. Gene Ontology annotation, biological process: purine nucleotide biosynthetic process; purine nucleobase biosynthetic process. Gene Ontology annotation, cellular component: cytoplasm. Lineage: Eukaryota; Haptophyta; Isochrysidales; Noelaerhabdaceae. Gene Ontology annotation, molecular function: amidophosphoribosyltransferase activity. The coding region runs from base 1 to 1542 and encodes 513 amino acids. The record is from RefSeq and is a predicted model, not a curated record. The transcript has 5 exons.
AUGUGCGGCAUCGUCGGCGUUUUGUGCGCGGACGACAGCUCGGCUGUUGGCCCUCUCUAUGAGGCCCUGCUAGCGCUGCAGCACCGCGGGCAGGACGCCGCGGGCAUCAUCACCGAGGACGCGGGCCGCUUCUGCCUCCACAAGGACAACGGCAUGGUCCGCGACGUCUUUGGGCCGGCGCAGCUCACCAACCUGCGCGGCUCGAUCGGCAUCGGCCACGUGCGCUACCCGACGGCGGGUUCGUCGUCGUGCGCCGAGGCGCAGCCCUUCUACGUCAACUCGCCGUACGGCAUCACGCUCGCCCACAACGGCAACCUCGUCGACCUGCCCACCCUCAAGCGCGACCUCGAGCGCGAGUUCCGGCACCUCAACACGGGCUCCGACUCGGAGGUGCUGCUCAACCUGCUGGCAAUCGAGCUCUUCUCCAACCUGAGCAGCCCGUCGCACGAGGGCACGCGCUCCGUCAUCCUCGCGGUGAAUGAGCUGCUGCGCCGCUGCUCGGGCGGGUACGCGUGCGUCUCGAUGAUCAUCGGCUACGGCCUCCUCGCCUUCCGCGACCCGCACGGCAUCCGCCCCCUCUCGUACGGCCGCCGCCUCGCCGAGGGCAGCACCGAGCACGAGUACAUGGUCGCUUCGGAGAGCGGCGCCCUCAACGCGCUCGGCUUCGAGCUGCUCGGCGACGUUCCGCCGGGCCACCUGCUGCUGCUCCGGCGCGGCAAGGAGCCUCGCAUGCACAACUGCUUCGCCUCGGCCGCGGCGCCGCUGGCGCACGCGCCGUGUGUCUUCGAGUACGUCUACUUCGCCCGCCCCGACUCGGUGAUCGACGGCAUCUCCGCUGCGCACGACAUCGACGUCGUCAUCCCCGUCCCCGACACCGCGCGGACAGCCGCCCUCGAGUGCGCGCACGCGCUCGACAUCCCGUACCGCGAGGGCUUCAUGAAGAACCGGUACGUCGGCCGCACCUUCAUCAUGCCGGCGCAGGGCCUGCGCAAGAAGUCGGUCCGCCAGAAGCUCUCCCCCAUCGCCUCCGAGUUCGCGGGACGCAACGUCCUCCUCGUCGACGACUCGAUUGUCCGCGGCACAACCUCCUCGCAAAUCAUCAACAUGGCGCGCGAGGCGGGCGCCAAGCGCGUGUACAUGGCGUCGGCCGCGCCGCCGGUGCGGUACCCGAACGUGUACGGCAUCGACAUGCCCACCUCGGCCGAGCUACUCGCCUCGCGCUACAGCGACGAGCAGAUGGACGAGAUGGCUCGCGAGAUCGGCGCCGACCGCAUCUUUUACCAGGCGCCGCCGCCGGGCCGCCCCGAGCUGGACGACCUCCGCGCCUCCAUCCUGGAGGAGGCGGCCGCGCAGGGCAGCUCCAUCCGCGGCCUCGACUGCUCCUGCUUCGACGGCAAGUACGUCACGGAGCACGUCGGCGCGGCGUACCUGCAGUCGCUCGCGCAGGAGCGCAAGGCCAACCGCGGAGACAGCGACACGAACGCCUGCCACCUUCUCUACAAGCUCGACCCCGCCCCCGCGGGCGCGGAGCGCGCGCGGUAGAGCGCCGGCGCCCCCCUCCCCUCCUGGUCCGCCGCACGGCUGCUGGGCGAGUGGGAGGACACCCCACGCCGCCGGCCGCUGGCUUCCUUGGUCGAGCCACUGUUUGCCGUAGCCACUGGCGCUUGUCCACAACGACCUCUCCCCCCCUCGCUCCUUUCCUCUCCCCUCUCGCUCCUUUCCUCUUCCUCUCUCCACUCCUUCCACACACCUCCUGGCGUCUUAGCGCGCACCCGCACUUCUCUCCCUGGCAUGCUCCCUGGCACAGACGACAGAGAUAAGACUCGAGAGAGUGCAGAGUCCGCAUGCAGGUGUGCACAAACCCUGCACGGCUCGCAUAGCUCUCUCUUGCUUGUUUGACUUGCUUUCUGCCAUUUACUAUUUGCAAAUAAGAAAUGACUCGUACGGAAGGGACACACGUACACAGGGGGCGCGUGGCCGUGGCGGGCGGCAGCGACGGGUCACGGGAACGAUGGUGGCGCGCCUUCUUCCCGCGCAGAAUCCCGAGGGUAACCGCGAACGAUCUCCGCAUCGCGGUAAGGCAAGAGAGGCGGCGCCGACAGCCAACGGGGAACGACCGAUUGAGGUCGGCCCCAAAACUAGGGCCACGCGCGCAAGACGGACUCGGCGAGAAGACGGACAUGCUCAGGGAGGGGGCUGUGGCUCAGCGGGGAGAGGCGGGAUCACGAGGCGCCGUACUCGAAGUCCGAGUCGCCGUACACCUCUAAGCCGAGCUCGUCCUCGCCGGGGAGGCCGAGCUCGGUGCAGUGGCCGCAGGUCGCCUUGCAGUGCCUCACGCCAAACUCGUGGAAGACGACGCAGAUCGCGGGCUGGCAGUCCUCCACCUCGUCCCGGCAGAGGGCCGCCGGCGACUCGGGCGGAGGCGGCGGCGGCUUGAAUAUGUGCGACGGCAGCCAGGGCGGAAGCGGCGGCGGCGAGGGCGGCGGCGGCGGCGGCGCACGCGUGGGCACGUCCCACACGCGCAGGGUGCGGUCGCCGCUGCCCGAGGCGAGGAGGGCGCCGUCCGCGCUGAAGGCGAGGGAGAGAACGUCGUCCGAGUGGCCGAGCAGCGUGUGGAAGUGCGAGCCCGUGUCGGUGUCCCAGAGGCGGACGGUGCGAUCGUAGCCGCCCGACGCGAUCGCCGAGCCGUCGGGGCUGAAGGCGACCGCCGUGACCAUCCCGAGGUGCCCCUUCAGCACGCGCAGCUCCUUGCCGCUCUCGACGUCCCACGUGCGCACCGUGUCGUCCUCGCUCGCGGACGCGAGCACGCUGCCCGCCCCAAAGGCGAGCGCGGUCACGUCGAAGGUGUGGCCGCGCAUCAAGCGCUCCCGCUUGCCGGUGCGCACGUCCCAGACCUUGACCGCCGCGUCGUCCGCCGAGGCGAGGUAGCGGCCGUCUGCGGAGAAGGCGACGGCCUUGACGCCUCCGGCGUGCUUGAGCGUCUUGAGCAGCUUGCCGCUCUCGACGUGC